Molecule: messenger RNA, 444 nt
Organism: Enterobius vermicularis (human pinworm)
Lineage: Eukaryota; Metazoa; Nematoda; Chromadorea; Rhabditida; Oxyuridae
Source: the annotation of a GenBank genome assembly
AUGAGAAGGGUGCUAGCAGUAGCUAUAAUGCUUGGAGUAGCCUUUACCUCUGCAACUCAUUACUAUUCAGCUGUCGAAAUGUUAAGAAGAUUUGUCAAUAAUCCGGCAGAUGCCGCACUACUGAGCACGUUGAUGUUCGAUUGGUAUACGCCACGUAGUGAGAUUCAACAACAGGUUGAAGCCGUCGUACAAAGACAACCUGAAGAUGUUCAGCAAAUUUAUCGUGCAGCACUUCAACGACAGGAAAACCAACAGAACUACACCUAUCAACGACGGUUGGAUUGGUUACAACUAAGAGGUGUAUCUCAAUCGGUAAUUGAUGCUCAGAAUGAGAUGUACCUUAUUGACAAUGAUAUGUCCUUAUCGAUGCUCGAAGCCCAGGAUAGAAAACGUGCUGUUUAUGGAAAUCUGACAUUUGCUGAACGACGUCAAUUUCACGGAUAG